Molecule: messenger RNA, 1301 nt
Organism: Acipenser ruthenus (sterlet)
Lineage: Eukaryota; Metazoa; Chordata; Actinopteri; Acipenseriformes; Acipenseridae
Product: putative threonylcarbamoyl-AMP synthase
Exons: 4
Coding region: 40-453 (137 amino acids)
Biological process (GO): regulation of translational fidelity
Cellular component (GO): cytoplasm
Molecular function (GO): double-stranded RNA binding; nucleotidyltransferase activity; tRNA binding
Source: RefSeq, a predicted model, not a curated record
ACUGCCAAGCCCCCCUUCAGCCCCCUGCUCUGGGAGUUCAUGAGGAACGUCUACCCAGGAGGCAUCAGCUGCAUUGUCAAGAAGGGCGAGUGGCUCAAUAGGCUAGGAGUCGGGGCAGCCUAUGACAGAGUGGGGACUAAAGAAAGCAUCAUGAUCAGAGUCCCUGACCACACAGUGACCGCCCAUCUGUGCAAUAUGACUGGACCACUGGCCAUCACUUCAGCCAAUCCAAGUGGAGAGCCUGAUAGCACACACCAUGACAUGGUGAUAACGCGUCUCGGGCACAAAAUCAGUGGGGUUCUGUGUGACGGAGAAUCAAAUGAAGCGGUCGGUUCCACUGUGGUCAACUGUUUGAAGAUAGAUGAAGGUACAAUCACUAUUAUACGAGAAGGCUGUUUUCCUGCUGCCCAAGUUAGACACAUUUUUGAAAAAGUCAAAAAUUCCAUGGAGUAAAGACAAGGAACACUCACUACAAAUAACAUUAACGUAGUGAAUCACCUCUCAGGAUGUGAGAAGUGUACUAGCUGGUGAAAAUGUGAGCAGUGAUCUUCAAUUAUGAUGUAGUGACAUCACUAGGAUAAUAAAUUAUUAUUAUAGUAUUUAUAAUUAUAAAAACUGUGCCAUUUAAUUUAUUCUUAAACUUGUUUCUGUGAAGACUGGCAACAUUUACUCCUGAAAUGAAGAUUUCAAAUUUUACAGUCCACAUUUGUGAAUAAUGCAUAUAUUAAUAAAGUUAAUAAACAUUUUGUGUGUGCAUAUAUUUAAAACACUUUGAUGGUAAAUUAUAAUACAAUUUGUGUAUGCUAUGUACUUUAUGUAAUUAUAUUUGUUAUAGGUUUGUAUUUAUAAACUAAUAAAACAAAUCAAAUAAUUUGGUGAAUCUUACCCCUGAAUGCUAUUUGCUAUGAUUGUCUCAAAAUCCUGGAUAUAAAAGAACUGGUCAAGCAAUUAAAUGCAUAGUAUAGGCAUUAGAAAAACAUGGUUGUUAAAAGUGUUAAAAAGUGUUAAAAAUUAUAUUUGUCGGGGUGACAUUUCUGUUUUGUAUCUGCUGUGAAUUUCCUUCCUUAAACAUGUACUGUUUUAUUUCAUAAGACAUUUUUAAUACUGUGUAUAUAUGUAUAUAGAUAUUUUUUUUUCUAUUCUUAUAAAGUAUACUAUGUCUAGGAAGAAGUGACUGGAUUUUGAAUCUGUAAUUAAUCCUUGUUAAAACUGUAUAAACUGUUCAAUGUCUUAUAAUUACAACAUUUAUUCUGUGAUUGUCCUUAUCAAUGACCAUCAAUAAAGUAUAAUUAAGACUCAAA